Molecule: messenger RNA, 822 nt
Organism: Didymodactylos carnosus
Lineage: Eukaryota; Metazoa; Rotifera; Eurotatoria; Philodinida; Philodinidae
Source: the annotation of a GenBank genome assembly
AUGGCUAAUUAUAGUCCAAUCAUUCUCUUUGGUCGUCUGUUGGUCAAAGAUAUUGGAGAAUGCGAUAAAGCAGAAAAAUAUUUUCAUAUGCUGUUAAAGACAUUACCAAAUGAACACGAAGAUAUUUGCGAAAUUUAUCAUCAAAUCGGUAAUGUCUUGAAAACAAAAAAUGCAUUUGAUUUAGCACUUGACAUGUACAUACAGGCGUAUCACUUACGUCAAAAAAAGUUACCCGAAAAUCAUCCAAAAUUAGGUCGUUCAUUAAAUAGUAUCGGUUCCGUUUAUUAUCGAAAAGGUGAUUUUGAUCAAGCGUUCGAUUAUUUCAAUAAAGCGCUGAAUAUUUUUCAUAUAAAUAAUGAUAAUAAUACAGGUACAUUAACGGAACUCAUUGGUCUAAUAUUUAGAAAAAAAAAGCAAUACGACUCUGCAUUAGAAUGUUUUAAAACUAUACUUGAAAUACGACAAAGAACUUUCCCUAAGGAACAUCCACGAAUCGCAUGGUGUUUAAGGCAAAUUGGCCGUAUUUACGAAGAGCAAUUUAAGUAUGAUCAAGCACUUGAUUAUUAUCAUUCUGCAUUGAAAGUAAAAGAAAAAAUUUUACCUAACGGACAGCAAACAUUGAUAAUCAGUGGUAUCGAGCGUAUAAUAAGAGUCUAUAAAUUGAAGAAUGCUUAUAAUGAAGCGGUAAAUUUUUGUCAACAAAAACUAUUAAUUGAAGAUAAUGAUUCAUUCAAAUAUACUUAUCUUGUUAAAACAAUUGAAACUUUGUUAGUUGAAAAAGAUUGUAAACAAACAAUUAAUGAAAUUAUUGAUAAACUUUAA